Messenger RNA from Rhizoctonia solani, 618 nucleotides. Its product is annotated as rRNA-processing protein EFG1. Gene Ontology annotation, cellular component: preribosome, small subunit precursor; nucleolus. NCBI's taxonomy places the organism in Eukaryota, Fungi, Basidiomycota, Agaricomycetes, Cantharellales, Ceratobasidiaceae. The transcript is spliced from 6 exons. Bases 1 to 618 code for a protein of 205 amino acids. Gene Ontology annotation, biological process: maturation of SSU-rRNA from tricistronic rRNA transcript (SSU-rRNA, 5.8S rRNA, LSU-rRNA). The record is from RefSeq and is a predicted model, not a curated record.
AUGCCGGCUCAAAUCGCUAGAAGCGGAUCUUGCGAAAGCAGAGCGAAAGCAGAGACGAAGAAGGAACGAAAGAUGGCGAUGCGAUACCACAAGAUAAAGUUCUUUGAUAAGCAAAAGGUAAACCGAAAGAUCGCCCAAACCAAACGAGCGCUGGAGGCACCAGAUCUGGACAAGAAAGAACGUAAGAAGUUACAAAAAGAGCUCUUGUCCCAUCGUGUGGACUUGAAUUACAUACUGAACCACCCCAAACUCGACAAAUACAUUGGCCUGUAUCCUUCGAGCGAAUCGAAUGACGACCGGACAGAUAAAUUGCGUGAAGAACGGCGCCUACUUGUACGACAAGCCAUGGAACGAGGGGAAAUGGAUGCCGAGCCGGAAAAUCGAAGGUCAAAUGGGAAUGGCCAAGUCGAAGAACUUGAUGGAGGAGGAUCAGCUGAGCUCGGGGCCUCGGACGACGAUGACGAUGACGAUGAUAGCGGGACCGAUGGGGAAGGGGGGAACCGAAGCCAUCAAAGGCACCCUCAAAUCGUCAUCAAGCCAAAGAAAUCCAAGUCAGCUCCACUUGCAUUCCAACAACAGUUGGUGAGCGUCAAGGACGAUGAUUUCUUCGAUGCGUAG